Athalia rosae (coleseed sawfly) is the source of this 1164-nucleotide messenger RNA. RefSeq names its product activating signal cointegrator 1 complex subunit 1. Gene Ontology annotation, biological process: regulation of DNA-templated transcription; DNA alkylation repair. The record is from RefSeq and is a predicted model, not a curated record. Bases 1 to 1071 code for a protein of 356 amino acids. Lineage: Eukaryota; Metazoa; Arthropoda; Insecta; Hymenoptera; Athaliidae. The transcript is spliced from 6 exons. Gene Ontology annotation, cellular component: nucleus. Gene Ontology annotation, molecular function: RNA binding.
AUGGUCAUGAGUAACGAUAAUAUCUUGAAUCCUGAAUUAGUGUGGAUUGAUGGAAGGUGUUACAGAUUUAACGAAAGUAGUGCUUGGUCAAAGGAGCGUGGUACAGCCACUUAUCAAGAAGAAUCCACGUAUCUAGAAAAUGAUUAUGAUAGUGGUGACGAUGAACCUAGUCUUCAAAAAAUUGACAUAGAAGCUACGGAUGGGGGAAAUUUUAAACAUAGCUUCUAUUGUCCUAAGCAGUUCUUUGCUUUUCUCGUUGGACCCAAAGGUUUAACACGUAAGAAGCUAGAGAUGGAGACAUCAACGUCGAUUCAAAUCCCAAGGUUGGGUCAAGAUGGAGACAUUGUUCUGAUUGGACAGAGUCGAAAGAAAAUUAAAUCUGCACGUUAUAAAAUCGAUGACUUCAUCAGACCAUUAAGGACUAAGUUACGUAUUACCCACUUCUUAUCCAUACCUGCUAAUGGAGAAGAUGUGCGCAGUCGAUUUGAAAAAUUCAAAGAAUCUGUGCUGAAAUCAGACAUGCCUAUGCAGGGUGUUGAAGAAUCGAUAUUCCAGAAUCCACAUAAACUGCAUUUAACCCUUGGGGUACUAUGGUUGCUUGAUGACAGUGAGAAAGAGAAAGCCGUCAGAGCUCUUGAACAUUGCAACGAAAAUAUUAUCAAACCUAUUAUUCUCAAAAACGGGCCGAUAUUACUAACUAUCAGAGGUGUUGAUUACAUGAAUGACGACCCAGCAAACGUUGCUGUAUUGUACGGCAAAGUACAUAGUAACAAUGACGUCUUGCAAAGCAUAGCAAAUGAAAUUGUGAACUACUUUGUCGAAAUCGGUCUUGCUAAACUAGAGAUUCAAAAAAAAGUAAAAUUACAUAUGACAUUGAUGAAUACAAAAUUUAAAAACGAUGAGAAUCAAGCAUCUUCUAAAAGACGGGAUAAGUUUGACGCAAGAAAUAUACUAGAGGCUCAUAAAGACACAAAAUUUGGAGAAUUUAUUUGGGACAGCAUUCAUAUAUCCCAGUUCCGUACUGUCGCUAGCGAUGGGUUUUAUGAUCACGUGGGCAAAAUCAUGAUAUGAAAUUGUCUCGUGGAAUGUAAACUCUGACGUGUUUCUCGGGGACACCGAACCUGGUUUACCAUAUUAUAAGUUUAUAAAUAUAUUUUGAUUACU